AUGCCCCUACUCAAGGCCAAAUCAGGGCCACAAGCUGUGAGGGUGCAAAGGGUGGUAGUCACCAAGAGCGCCCCAGCCAAGUCGUCGUCUCUGUCAGCGGCGCCACGCUCAUCCAGCCUUGCGCCAAAUGGCAGUCGCAACGGAUCCAAGCACAUGUCGGCACAUCGGUUGUCGUCUCCAGAUCCUAGGAUUCUAGCCCGCACCAAGAGUGCCUCGCCAUAUCCUUCUUCUUCCGACGAAAAGGGGCGUGCCGAGCGCAAGCGCAAAGCACCUCCGCCGCGCAAAGAUUCCACGCCCAUGUGGGGCGACGACGACGACGACGACGGCGACGACGACGACCAGUGGAAGUCUGCUUUGACUGGCAAGAGACGCAAGGUCGUCACCGAAUGGAAAGACCCAAACCGCCGCCUGCGACACAAGAAAGCGUUCGGCGACGAUUUGAGGGAACCGAAAAUCAUACAUGGCGCAGAUCUCGCCUCUAUAAAGACUGCUUGUUCACCUGCGUUCGCUGGGGCACCAGAAGACGAGGUUGCUGUGCAGGUGCAAUAUCCCUCCCGGACUCGGCCCGAAAGGUAUGAGCUGGUGUAUCGUAAGGAUAAGAUCAAUGCUGUACAAGACAUCAAGAGCCUUAUACAACAUGUUGCCGAAACCUAUCUUACGGAAGAGCAAGCGCAACGUUUUACGGACGAUCAGAUCGGGUUUUGCAGAAUUAUGGAGAGAGCUACGGCCGAUAAGAAAACAAAUGAGGUCGUCGAUACUGCCUCCCGUCUGACUGACUUUGAAGCAUUCAAAGCAGCACUCGGCGACUACAACAAGGAGAUCUCGGCUCUCGUAAAGGACGGCUCCGUGGAGAAGAAUCUAGACGCCACCCAUGGCAUUUCCGAGGAACUAGCCGACUUCAUCCUGACCCAGGUUUACGAGCGCACUGUAUCACCCAACGUCGAAUCCCUGAACAAGUACCAGCCUGGAGGAGACAACGUGUAUGGCGAGCUUAGAGCACCCUUCAUUAGGGCUAUCUUGGGCAAGCAUUCUGAGAUGACGUCCGACAAGGUCUUCAUGGACCUGGGCUCCGGCGUGGGCAAUGUCGUGCUGCAAGCUGCCCUCGAGAUUGGCUGUGCAAGUUAUGGCUGCGAGAUGGUCGACAACUCGUGUAACUUUGCUGAGGCACAGGAGAAGGAAUUCAGGUCUCGUUGCCUCCUCUGGGGUAUCAGGCCGGGCCUGGUUACCCUUGAAAGAGGUGACUUCCGAACAAGCAAGAAGAUUCUUGAGGUUCUCCCAAGAGCCGACUGCAUACUGGUCAACAACAAAGCUUUUACGCCAACUUUGAAUGAUGCGCUGGUACGCAUGUUUAUGGACCUGAAACCUGGUUGCAAGGUCAUCUCGCUCGUGUCGUUUGUCAUGGGAAACGAGAAGAAUGGAGUCAACGAUAUCGCAAACAGUAUUUUCGAAGUUGAGGAGCACCAAUACUAUGAGGACUGGGUCUCGUGGUCCCACGCUGGAGGGCGGUACUUUGUGUCGACGCGGAGAUCGUGA
Messenger RNA from Truncatella angustata, 1533 nucleotides. Its product is annotated as histone methylation protein DOT1-domain-containing protein. Gene Ontology annotation, molecular function: histone H3K79 methyltransferase activity; histone binding. The transcript has 2 exons. NCBI's taxonomy places the organism in Eukaryota, Fungi, Ascomycota, Sordariomycetes, Amphisphaeriales, Sporocadaceae. The record is from RefSeq and is a predicted model, not a curated record. Gene Ontology annotation, biological process: DNA repair; subtelomeric heterochromatin formation; DNA damage checkpoint signaling. The coding region runs from base 1 to 1533 and encodes 510 amino acids. Gene Ontology annotation, cellular component: nucleosome; nucleus.